CUGGCUUCUCAGCUGGCUUUAGACCAUGGCGCCGGAGUGCCUGUCCUGCCUCAGCUCAACAGCACAUCAUACAAAGCGAUGGCAAGUCUGACAAAUCACCACAAGGAAAGAAAAAACACAAAAAGCAGUGUUGUGACGGGAAAUCGACUGAGCUCUUCAGCAGCCAGAUAUCAAGGAUGGGAUCGACCAGGUGUGUGUGGAUUGGACAACACUGGGAACUUCUGCUACUUGAACGCUGUGUUACAGUGUGUUUGUUCCACGGUGCCCCUUGUGGAGCACCUCCUGCAUCAGGACACCCGCAAAGAGCUGGCACGGGCCAAGUGUCAGGUGACCCAGGUGUUUGUACGCCUCUUGGAGCAGAUGUGGCUGGGGAGGAGCUCCAGCUGUGCCCCAGUGGAGGCCAGGACAGUGCUGUGCUCCAUCCUGCCCCAAUUCAACAACCAUUCCCAACAGGAUGCCCAAGAGCUCCUGCUCCUCCUCUUCAACAAGCUCCAUGACGACUUGAAAAAGGUUGGGAGGUGUAAGAUCCGCUUCUCCAAGCAGCAGUUCAGGCGAGACCAAAACUAUGCUUCUAUACUGGGGGAGUCCACCAUUGUGACCAAGUUGUUUGAAGGCCAGCUGAGCUACAUGACGGUGUGCAUGGAGUGUGACCAUCAAGCCCACAGCAUGCAGACGUUCACGGUGCUCUCCUUACCCAUUCCCACACACACCAGCAAGUGCUCCAUUCAGGACUGCUUGUCUCUGUUCUUUGAGAAAACUCUCCUGACAGGGGCAGAGAAGAUGCUUUGUUCAGCCUGUGAGCUGAGGAGAGAAACUGCAGUUCUCACUUGUUUGGACAAACCCCCAGAAAUCCUCAUGCUGCACCUGAAACGGUUUGGUUGUAAAGGAAAGAACCAAGUGAAACUGAGGACGAAUGUCGUCUUCUCCAUGAAACUUGAUCUUGGCUUUUUUCUGUCCAGCUCAGCACAGAACACCUCAUAUUCUUCCUAUCGUCUCUAUGCGGUUGUGAACCAUGCGGGUCAACUGAACAUGGGUCACUACACAGCUCUGUGCCACAGCACCCUGACCCAAACGUGGCACUGUUUUGAUGACUCUGCAGUUCGAGAAAUCCCAGACAGCCAUGUGCAAUCGGCAGACGCCUACAUCCUGCUUUACAGCCGCAAACCAUUUCGUAAACCAAAGAUUCUGGGACUUUAAAAAGGUCAUACUGAUAUACACAGAGGAAUUAUUUCCUAACUUUGCAUCUCUCUAAUGGCACCAUUUCUACAAUCACAACCACAAAUUCAAAUCAGUUUUAAUAAAUAGGCAUAUAAGUUGUUUGACUUUAAUAUAUUUGUUAUACUGAAAGAUUUGAAAGCAUUGAGAAAUCAACAUUUACAAGAAAAUAAAGAUGUUUGAGUCUCAUGCUAGGCGAGAAAAGUGAUCGAAUGAGCAAGUGAAAUGCCUGCACUUCCCCUUUCUGGUCCAUUUCACCAAACUUUGUGCUUGUGUUUAGUUCAGUUAAUGCUGACCUAAUGAAUCAUGUCAAUGUUAGUCUCAUAUGUGAUCAGUACUGAAGACAGAAUUAGAUCAAACAGAUACAUGUUCAUUUCACAAUCUAGAGAUUUGAUAUUUGAUUAAAAUUAGCCCAAUUUUUUAAACACCUUAAUUUUCCUUUUGUUAACAAUGUCAAUAUGGCUUCAAACUAACAUAAGAACAGAAUUUUCUGUCGUUGGCUGGAUAAAAGUUCAGAAGAGAUCUCUAAAUCUGCACCAAUUUAAAGCAUUCCACAUUGAGUAUUGAUUGAUAAGCUAUUGUGUUCUACAUACCUCUACUGAUUGCAUAUUAUGUAAGUGUAACAAUGUAAUUAACAUGAACACACAACCAUCACAGUUCCCGCCGAUCCUUCAAUAUUAUGCAAAUGUGAAUACUCAUACUCAGUCUGUUUCCAUAGCAUUAAAGAGGACCUAUUGUGCUAAUCAGCAGCUCUUCUGAGAGCCCGCUCGAGUAGUGUUGCAUGAUUCACAGUUUCAAAAUGAUCCCUAUUUCUCUUGCACUGUCUGGCACUUUAUGUAUGCCUGUCAGGUUCAAAGUUCUUAAGGCUAGUGUCCUCUGAUUGGCCAACUUGUCUCAGCACCAGCCUAUCACGAACCUGUUGUACAUGAUCUAGAAAAUAUGGAAAAUCAUGAUAGGUCCUCUUUAACGAUGCAAGACAUUAGGCAGCUAGCAAGUGUAGCACCUAAUGCAACGA
Messenger RNA from Doryrhamphus excisus (bluestripe pipefish), 2230 nucleotides. The record is from RefSeq and is a predicted model, not a curated record. Lineage: Eukaryota; Metazoa; Chordata; Actinopteri; Syngnathiformes; Syngnathidae.